CAUUGCGCGAUCCGAGUAACACGCGGAUCCCCUCAAUCUUUGCUCUAAAGGUAUUUGAAUGACAGGACGGGCGUUCUAUGCACUUAUGGCUCAUACAACUGCAGAAAACACUUUUGACUGGAUCACACCUCUUCAAUUUGAAUGUGCUGGAUUAAUGUUUGAGCUACUCUAGUUGGAGGCUGUGGUCAACCGUCUCAGGGAGGAAGAGGAGGAGAUGCAUCGUGUUCUGUCCCAGGGUGCACUGCGGCAGAUGGCCUACGUGCGGUCCAUGGUCGUGGGCCUGUCAGUGUGUGAGGCUCGCCUGCCCCCCGGGCCAGGCCAGCGCUGGGUCAGUAGCUCAGCCGUUAACAGGGCAGCAGACCGGCCCAAGCUCCAGCCAGAGGACCAGGACCCACCCAGCCUGGCUGGAACAGAGCCUCUCUAUGGAGCAGACUCCUCCAAGCUGCCUGUGGAGGCCCUACCGCAGGCCCCAGAGAUAGACCCUCUGCAGGACAAGUCCAUUGGUCUGGUCCAGAGGUUCAAGAAGACAUUUAAGCAGUAUGGGAAGGUGAUGAUACCUGUCCAUCUCCUGACCUCCAGCGUCUGGUUCGGGACCUUCUACUAUGCUGCUAUGCAGGGAGUGAAUGUGGUGCCUUUUCUGGAGUUCAUCGGUUUACCAGAGAAGAUUGUUGGUCUGCUGAAUCACUCCUCUGGUGGCUAUGCCCUCACUGCCUAUGCCAUGUACAAAAUUGCAACCCCUGCCAGAUACACCGUGACUCUGGGUGGGACGUCCUUCUCAGUGCAGUACCUCCGGAAACACGGCUACUUCUCCACCCCUCCUCCCGUCAAAGACUACCUGCAGGACCGGAUGGAAGAGACCCGGGAGAAACUCACAGAGAAGAUGGAGGAAACUAAGGAACUGUUCUCUGAAAAAAUGGAGGAAACCAAAGAACUACUCUCAGGGAAAAUGGAAGAUACGAAAGAACGUUUCUCUGGAAAGAUGGAAGAGACGAAAGAACGUUUCUCUGGAAAGAUGGAAGAGACGAAAGAACGUUUCUCUGGAAAGAUGGAAGAGACGAAAGAACGUUUCUCUGGAAAGAUGGAAGAGACGAAAGAACGUUUCUCUGGAAAGAUGGAAGAGACGAAAGAACGUUUCUCUGGAAAGAUGGGGGAGACGAAAGACAUGUUCUCUGAUAAACAACAGGAAACCAAAGACAAAGUGACUUACCGAAAGAAGAUAGAUUAGAGUUGUUUACAAGUGGUUGUGAAUAAACACGUUUGGUGUCUUCAA
Molecule: messenger RNA, 1270 nt
Organism: Coregonus clupeaformis (lake whitefish)
Lineage: Eukaryota; Metazoa; Chordata; Actinopteri; Salmoniformes; Salmonidae
Exons: 5
Coding region: 215-1225 (336 amino acids)
Cellular component (GO): mitochondrion
Source: RefSeq, a predicted model, not a curated record